UGCACUCACAAUGGUGUCAUCUGCAAUUCCGUCAACAUGGACGUCUUCUCCCCUCCACUCAACAACACCCCUUCUCCCUUCCACUCAACAACACCCCUUCUCCCCUCCACUCAACAACGCCCCUUCUCCCUUCCACUCAACAACGCCCCUUCUCCCCUCCACUCAACAACACCCCUUCUCCCCUCCACUCAACAACACCCCUUCUCCCUUCCACUCAACAACACCCCUUCUCCCCUCCACUCAACAACGCCCCUUCUCCCUUCCACUCAACAACGCCCCUUCUCCCCUCCACUCAACAACACCCCUUCUCCCCUCCACUCAACAACACCCCUUCUCCCUUCCACUCAACAACACCCCUUCUCCCCUCCACUCAACAACGCCCCUUCUCCCCUCCACUCAACAACACCCCUUCUCCCCUCCACUCAACAACACCCCUUCUCCCUUCCACUCAACAACACCCCUUCUCCCUUCCACUCAACAACACCCCUUCUCCCCUCCACUCAACAACGCCCCUUCUCCCUUCCACUCAACAACGCCCCUUCUCCCCUCCACUCAACAACACCCCUUCUCCCCUCCACUCAACAACACCCCUUCUCCCUUCCACUCAACAACACCCCUUCUCCCCUCCACUCAACAACGCCCCUUCUCCCCUCCACUCAACAACACCCCUUCUCCCCUCCACUCAACAACACCCCUUCUCCCUUCCACUCAACAACGCCCCUUCUCCCCUCCACUCAACAACACCCCUUCUCCCCUCCACUCAACAACACCCCUUCUCCCUUCCACUCAACAACACCCCUUCUCCCCUCCACUCAACAACGCCCCUUCUCCCCUCCACUCAACAACACCCCUUCUCCCCUCCACUCGACAACACCCCUUCUCCCCUCCACUCAACAACACCCCUUCUCCCUUCCACUCAACAACACCCCUUCUCCCCUCCACUCAACAACGCCCCUUCUCCCCUCCACUCAACAACACCCCUUCUCCCCUCCACUCAACAACACCCCUUCUCCCUUCCACUCAACAACACCCCUUCUCCCCUCCACUCAACAACGCCCCUUCUCCCCUCCACUCAACAACACCCCUUCUCCCCUCCACUCGACAACACCCCUUCUCCCCUCCACUCAACAACACCCCUUCUCCCUUCCACUCAACAACACCCCUUCUCCCCUCCACUCAACAACGCCCCUUCUCCCCUCCACUCAACAACACCCCUUCUCCCCUCCACUCAACAACGCCCCUUCUCCCCUCCACUCAACAACACCCCUUCUCCCCUCCACUCAACAACACCCCUUCUCCCUUCCACUCAACAACACCCCUUCUCCCUUCCACUCAACAACACCCCUUCUCCCCUCCACUCAACAACGCCCCUUCUCCCUUCCACUCAACAACGCCCCUUCUCCCCUCCACUCAACAACACCCCUUCUCCCCUCCACUCAACAACACCCCUUCUCCCUUCCACUCAACAACACCCCUUCUCCCCUCCACUCAACAACGCCCCUUCUCCCCUCCACUCAACAACACCCCUUCUCCCCUCCACUCAACAACACCCCUUCUCCCUUCCACUCAACAACACCCCUUCUCCCCUCCACUCAACAACGCCCCUUCUCCCUUCCACUCAACAACGCCCCUUCUCCCCUCCACUCAACAACACCCCUUCUCCCCUCCACUCAACAACACCCCUUCUCCCUUCCACUCAACAACACCCCUUCUCCCCUCCACUCAACAACGCCCCUUCUCCCCUCCACUCAACAACACCCCUUCUCCCCUCCACUCGACAACACCCCUUCUCCCCUCCACUCAACAACACCCCUUCUCCCUUCCACUCAACAACACCCCUUCUCCCCUCCACUCAACAACGCCCCUUCUCCCCUCCACUCAACAACACCCCUUCUCCCCUCCACUCAACAACACCCCUUCUCCCCUCCACUCAACAACACCCCUUCUCCCCUCCACUCAACAACACCCCUUCUCCCCUCCACUCAACAACGCCCCUUCUCCCCUCCACUCAACAACACCCCUUCUCCCCUCCACUCGACAACACCCCUUCUCCCCUCCACUCAACAACACCCCUUCUCCCUUCCACUCAACAACACCCCUUCUCCCCUCCACUCAACAACGCCCCUUCUCCCCUCCACUCAACAACACCCCUUCUCCCCUCCACUCAACAACACCCCUUCUCCCUUCCACUCAACAACACCCCUUCUCCCCUCCACUCAACAACGCCCCUUCUCCCCUCCACUCAACAACACCCCUUCUCCCCUCCACUCAACAACGCCCCUUCUCCCCUCCACUCAACAACACCCCUUCUCCCCUCCACUCGACAACACCCCUUCUCCCCUCCACUCGACAACACCCCUUCUCCCCUCCACUCAACAACGCCACUUCUCCCCUCCACUCAACAACACCCCUUCUCCCUUCCACUCCACAACACCCCUUCUCCCCUCCACUCGACAACACCCCUUCUCCCCUCCACUCAACAACGCCCCUUUUCCCCUCCACUCAACAACGCCCCUUCUCCCCUCCACUCAAUGACACCCCUUCUCCCCUCCACUCAAUAAGGCCCUUUCUCCUCUCCACUUAA
Molecule: messenger RNA, 2584 nt
Organism: Closterium sp. Naga37s-1
Lineage: Eukaryota; Viridiplantae; Streptophyta; Zygnematophyceae; Desmidiales; Closteriaceae
Source: the annotation of a GenBank genome assembly